AUGAGCGUUUGUCAAGAGUUACGCACGCUCAAUGACCGGAUUUUUGAGUGUGAGAAUAGCCAAGCGGUUCAGCAGAAUGCUGCCAAUGCGAAGAAGCUCGUGGCAGAUAGACUGGCUUUGGACUCGCUCAAUUACCAGCAGCAACAGGUAGAGAAGGAGAUUAAUACCUUGCAAGAGCAGCAGAAGAGAGAAUUGGAAUCGAUCCCUGUUACCGAGAACGUGGAGGAAAAGGAGGAAGCGGAUCUAUCGUCUCUGAUUACCAGACAGGAAAAGGUUUCAGAGGAAAUAGCAAAGAAGGAGCAAGCGAUAGACCAGUAUGCAGGACCUGGAAGGAAUGCAAAGAACGCAAACAAACCAGGGAAACGUCUGAAGAUCGUGCCAAUGAAUGGAUCUUCUUCUUCUUCUUCUUCUUCUUCUUCGGAAGAACUUAUUGCAGAAAUAGAAAAGCUGCAAGCGAGGUUGAAACAGCUGAAGGAGGACAUUCAGCUGGAGAACGCAGAGGAACAGACGCAGAACGACGAAUCGGUGGAGACUUUGCUGGAGCGAGCGAAGGUGAUCGAAGAGGGAAUGAAUGCGCUCAGCGCUCUCAUCGAAAGCACGAACGUCCGCGUGAAAAAGCUGAACGAAGCGACCUUCGAGACGAUCUCCAAACAUUUCAAAUCGUUUUGCAAGCGAUUGAUCCCAGAGAAAGACAUCGAGCUGAUUUCCUCUGAUAUUGACAGGGAAAUCGCGAUUCAAAUCCGAAACGACUGCAACGAUUCCUGGAAAACAACGUUGGUGGAACUGUCCGGAGGGCAGAAGUCGCUCGUCGCGGUCGCGCUGGUAUUAGCCCAAGUGAUGUAUCACCCAUUUCCUCUGUACAUAUUCGAUGAAAUCGACGCUGCGUUGGACGAAGAGAACACAGAGCGCGUGGUGGGUCUGAUCAACGAGGUGAUGGUGAAGCUGAACAUCCAAGUGCUCAGCAUCUCGCACCACGCGUCCUUCCAUGCGAACGUGGGGAAUGUAAUCUCCAUCAAACGUGAAUGA
Messenger RNA from Blastocystis hominis, 1026 nucleotides. RefSeq lists its product as hypothetical. Gene Ontology annotation, molecular function: double-stranded DNA binding; cohesin loader activity. Lineage: Eukaryota; Bigyra; Opalinata; Blastocystidae. The coding region runs from base 1 to 1026 and encodes 341 amino acids. The transcript is spliced from 5 exons. The record is from RefSeq and is a predicted model, not a curated record. Gene Ontology annotation, biological process: mitotic sister chromatid cohesion.